AUGGCCUCGUUUUUCUCACGUGCCAUGUCACUCGUUUUCCUUACAUUCUUGUUUAAUAUUGCUUUUUUCUCUUCCCACGUUGCUGCGUUGGGCAAGACUGACACCAUCACUUGGGGUGGUGAUGUCUCCCGUGCAGGAUAUCAAAAUAAUCAUAAUAUGGACCCGGCGAUUGUGGGGAGCUCACAGUUCGGGCUCCUCUACAGAACACGACUCCCUGGUGCCUACAACGGAGCAGCCGAGCAGAUCUACUCUCAGCCCCUCGUGUACACGUCGAGUGACGGCGUCCAGUAUGUCUUCGUUGCCACCACCCAGAACAACGUGUACAAGAUCAACGCGAAAACCGGCGUAAUUGUCCUGCAACGAAAUCUUCAUGUCCCCUUCCUCACUGCCGAUCUGGACGGCUGUGUCGAUAUUAAUCCUCUGAUUGGUGUCACCGCCACCGGGGUUAUCGAUCCAGCCACAGAUGUCUGGUACUUGACAGCGAAGACGUAUGUUGACCAAAGCCCCACUGGAGCCAAGGGAAGACCAAACGGACGCUACUACAUCCAUGCCAUCGAUACCAAUACGCUGGCUGAGAAGCCAAACUUCCCUGUCGACCUCGAGGGCAUGGUUGCAAGAAACAACCCUGUACGCUCCUUCAAUGGAGGUAUUCACCACCAACGACCUGCUCUGCUCCAGGCAGGGCAAUACAUCUAUGCUGGCUUUGCCAGUCAUUGUGUGCAAUACAACUUCACUGGUUGGAUUGUCGGAUGGGACAAGACCAGUGGUGCUCUGGUGGAAAGGUUUGCAACGGAAGGAGCUGGGGUCGGGCCUACUGUUCCGGGGGCUGGCGUGUGGAUGUCAGGUGGUGGUCUAGCAUCAGACGGCAAGGGAUCCAUGUUCUUUGCAACCGGCAACGGUUACGCUUCGCAGCUCUCUAAUGUUCCCGUCUCUGGUCGCAAUCCUCCUACGGCGCUUGAAGAAGCAGCGGUCCAUAUGACCAUCAACGGCGAUGGUUCGCUGACUGUGGUCGACUUUUUCAUGCCAUGGGAAAAGCAAGCUCUGGAUGGAGCAGACAAAGAUCUGGGCACCUCUCCCCUCGAGAUUCUUCCGAGCCAGUUUUCAUGUGGUGUUUAUCAACGCAUUGGAGUCAUUACAGGCAAGAGCGGAAAAACCUACUGGAUCAAUCUCGACGACAUGGGCGGCUACCAGAACGGACCCGACAAGCUCGACGAUGUCAUCCAAGUCUUCCAAAAUGAGAACUCCGUCUAUGCCGGUGCCGGGGUGUACCCUCUCGAAGGUGGCUACAUCUAUAUCAACGUCAUCCAGUAUAAGACCCAUGUCUUCAAGUUUUCUUGCAGCAACGGAAUCCCAUCCUUCACCCAGGUCGCCGACUCGCCGGAGAAAAAUGCCUACAUCCUCGGUGUGGGACACGGAACAGUCACGUCGCUUGAUGACCAACCAGGCACCGGGCUGGUGUGGACUUCGGAUGUGGAAGGGGCAAAUCUCCGCAUUUACGACGCCGUCCCGCAGCAAGGCGUCUUGCGCUUGAUCAACUCAUUCGUGACUCCCGGAGUGACCAAGUUUACCCGCCCCGUCUUCGGUGAUGGCAUUGCCUACCAAGGCACGACGCAGGGCUAUCUAUAUGCAUACGGCGCGCCAGUCAACCUGCCUCUUGAGUGUAGUGGUCCUUAUGAUUUUGGUGUCGCCAGCCUGAACACAACAUCCGCCACCCGCGCUGUCCAGUGUCAAGCCAAGACCGCGCUCACCGUCAGUGCCAUCGCUCUUUCGGGAAACAACAACUUCGUGCUCAGUGGGCUGCCAACGCUUCCACUACAAGUUGCCGCCGGCACCAACUUCACCUUCAAUGCCGCUUUUGCCCCGAAACAGAUUGGUUCCCUCCAGUCGGAUGUGGUUGUCAACACAACCCAAGCUGCGGCAGGUUAUUCCAUCAACACGGCUAUUCGUCUGAAGGGCGUUGCCGAAAGCACGGCUCCGGUGCUGUCCAUCACUCCGAAUGUGCUUAGCUUUGAUGGGACUAUCGUUGGACAGAGCGUUGGUGGUGUCAAUAAAACCGUCAUCUGGUCCAACCUGGGCAACGGCCCUUUGACGGUGAGUGGCAUUCAAUACUCCCUCGUCAGCGAAACUGGCCCAUGGGUGGCACCGAACUCUACCGGAGAUGGCAAGACGGUCAUUAGUGCCUUCACCAUCUUCGGCGAGCCUUCAAGCAUUGCCGGGAAAACUGAUACUCCUGUCACGGUAAACUUCAACCCUCCAACCAGUGGGGGAUAUGCCGUCUACAUGAAGGUGUCCUCCGAUGGUGGAAGCAAGGUCUACGAUAUCAUCGGUACCGGUGCUGACUACCCAAUGGCCUUACUCGAAUUCGAGAAGCCUGACGGCUCUGGUUGGGUCGAAUAUGACAAUAGCACCGCGUUCACAUUUGGCAGCGUCACUCAGAACACCGUCCGAUACCUGAAGAUGCGCUUGAGCAAUGUCGGCACCGGCAAUGCUGCGAGGCUUAGUGUCACUGUCAGCAAACCACCAUUUGGCGUGCCAGGCAUCAUUGGGGCCAACAAUCAGAUGGAUUUGGGUGAGGGCUCCACCAUCGGGCCUGGCCAAAGUGCCAUUGCAACACUCUAUUGUGCGCCACCCAAGAGUCAGGUCAAUGUUGAUGCCUACAAUGGUACUGCCGAGUGGACCAUGAAUCUGGGAGACCCGGCGUUUGGAAAGCAGGUUAUCAAGUUUUUCUGCAAUGCCGUCUCCGAGCAAUAUCCGCCCUUGGACAGUGCGCAACAAGGCCUUUAUCGUUACUAUGGCUGCUUCAAAGAGAACAAUCCUGGCCGCCAGUUGCAGACACAGAUAUAUGGCUCCCCAGACAACACGAACGGAAAAUGCAUGGCAGCUUGCUCGGCCGCAGGGUACAUCUUCGCUGCGACACAGUAUAACUCGGAAUGUUGGUGUGGCAAUUAUCGGCCCAAGCAGCUUGUCGACGAGAAGAACUGCAACUUUGCAUGCUCGGGGAAGGUCACCGAGGUCUGCGGUGGUAACGGUAUCACUGAAGAUGGCUCUUUUCUGUCUCUUUUUGGUGACCGAACCCGCUUCGACGGCAACCUUACCAAGGACGUUGGACCGUUUGUCAAUCCAGGCGUGCUUGGCUUCACAAGUCAGGGUUGUUAUACCGAGGCGACAACUGGGAGAGCUCUCGCAAGAGGUGUAAACCCAGUCCCCGUUACGAUUGCUGGUUGUAUUUCUGCCUGCAAGAGUGGUGGAGACUCGCUGGCUGGUAUGGAGUAUGGGGGCGAAUGCUACUGUGGUAAUAGCCUAGCAGCUGGCUCGGUUCCAGCCCCUGCUGGUGACUGCAACAUGGUCUGUCGUGAUAAUGGAACCGAAUUCUGUGGUGGUGGUAGUCGUCUCAACAUAUACAAGUUGGACACUUCUGCAUCGGACCCCGUUAACGGAACUGGAACAUCUUCCAGUCCCACGCCGACUCCGACGGGACCUACCAUUAGAAGGAACGCUGGUAAUUUUACUUACCAAAUGUGUGCCACAGAAGUGCCUGGUCGUGCGUUGAAUGGGAAAGCUGUCGCUUCAGAUGACAUGACUGUUGCGCGUUGUGCUGGCAAUUGUACAGACUACACGUAUAUGGCUGUUGAAUAUGCGAGAGAAUGUUUCUGCGGCAAUACGCUGGCGGCUGGAUCUGUUGCUGCUACUGACGGUAGGUGUAAUAUGGUGUGUGCCGGCAACACAACCGAGUACUGUGGUGGUCCCAAUGGUCUCUCUCUUUACAAAUAUGAGGCACCGCUAGCCAGUAUCGUCAACUCUUCUACCUUCUCCGAGAACUCCACCGUGUCAAGUACGAUGUCAGCAACAUCCUCUACAUCUUCCCCAUCGUCUUCCACCUCCUCAACCAACUCAACAUCCUGGACCUACUCGGGCUGCGCCAACGAGACCACCGGCCGUGCCCUCUCCGGCGCUUCCACCGCCUCCGCCGACAUGACCCCUCAAAAAUGUCAAACCUUCUGCCUCUCCAAGAACCUUCCGAUGGCUGGACUCGAAUACUCCACCGAAUGCUUCUGCGGCACCGACCUGGGCCCGGGCUCCACCUACAACCAAACGGGCUGUUCCAUGCCCUGCGGCGGAGACAAGACGCAAACCUGCGGCGGGCCGAACCGUCUCGACGUGUACGAGUACCCGGGAUACGUCAAGCCUUCGCACCCGAGGAAGGUCGGCCUGUACGACUUUCUGGGCUGUUAUGCCGAGCCAGCUACGGGCGGGCGAGCGCUGAGCGGGUACAGCUUCGUCAACGCCACGGACAUGAGCGCCGAGUUCUGCGUGAGUGGCUGCGCGGCCAGGAACUACACGUAUGCCGGAGCGGAAUAUGCGAAGGAGUGCUGGUGCGGGAACGAGCUGAAGAGCUCGGCGACGCUGUUGGAGGAGCAGAAAUGCGAUAUGCUCUGUGCCGGCAAUCGGAACGAGUACUGUGGCGCUGGCAGCAGGCUCAGUGUUUGGAAGAGUAGAUGA
This is a messenger RNA of Endocarpon pusillum Z07020, 4500 nucleotides long. RefSeq lists its product as uncharacterized. NCBI's taxonomy places the organism in Eukaryota, Fungi, Ascomycota, Eurotiomycetes, Verrucariales, Verrucariaceae. The record is from RefSeq and is a predicted model, not a curated record. Bases 1 to 4500 code for a protein of 1499 amino acids. Gene Ontology annotation, cellular component: plasma membrane. The transcript is spliced from 4 exons.